AUGGAGUCCCCCCAAAAUAACAACCAAGAUAGGAGGUUAGUAGCCCUUGAAGUUAGUUCGACCAAUCUUAACCGGGCAUUGGAAACUUUGUCCAAUACCAUGGUUGCAAAUAUGGCUGAAAUAAGGAGAGAAAACAAUGCCAACAUGGAGAGGUUGGAAAGGAGGAUGCUAGAGAGGGAACAUAAGAGGGUGCAAGAAGAAGUGCCUAGGUCGCAUGCCGCACGGCAGGGCCGGGCAAGGUAUGAGAGCGAUGCCAUGAGUGUUCAGGGUACACAUCAUGUAGAUCAUGGCAUUAGGCACCAUGGGCGAAUGGGAGGAAGGAUAGAAGCCGAAGGCUUAGUGUUUGAGAGGUGGCUUGAUGAUGAGCGGGUUAGUAAUGGCCAUAACAAUCAUGAUGAGGCCGACAGUGAACCCGAAGAACGUCCCUUCCAUGCUCAAAGGCCUCAUGGCCGAAGAGAACCCAUGGUAAGGAGAGGAAGAAACAUGCGGGAUAAUGACUUUGGAGAUGAUGACUAUAGGGGUCCACGGCCUAGAGAAGAAGGGCUUAGGAAACCCAAAAUUGACUUCCCAAAGUUUGGUGGAGGAGACCCGUAUGAGUGGCUUGACAAGGCAGAUCAGUACUUCGACGUUUAUGACAUCCCACGGGCUGAUCGGGUGACCCUAGCCAGUUUUUACUUAGAGGGUAGGGCUAGCCGAUGGUGGAGGUGGAUCCAGGCCUUGUAUGAGAAAGAAGGGAGAAGGUUGGGGUGGACUGCCUUUAUGGAUGAAUUCAUGAAACAAUGGGGACCAUCCCCCGUUGUCAAUCAUCAUGGUCAACUUGCAAAACUUAAACAAGAGGGCAAAGUCCAGACCUACAUCGAUGAGUUCCGGCAAUUACAAACUAUGGUCAGCGGAUGGUCCGACGAAGCCUUGCUUGGUACCUUCAUCGACGGCCUCAAACCGUGGCUAGCCAAGGAGAUCAAACUCAAACAACCGACGCGGCUACAAGAGGCGAUGCGCAUGGCGGAGAUCCUAGACCAAAGCUACAACCCGGAACAACGUUCAACCAAGGAUGGUGCCAUCAGCAAGCCCACCAAACCACAACCAUCCAAGGUAAAUUUCAGAUCCAAAGAGAUAACUUCAACAGGUUCCAAAAAUCAGCAAAGGGAGGUAAAGAAAUUGUCACGUGAUGAGCUGCAAGAUUACAUAAAAAAGGGUCAAUAUUUCAAGUGCGGGGAAAAGUGGAGCCGGGAGCAUCGUUGUAAGACCAGCCAAGUCUACGUCCUUGAUGCAAGAAGCGACGAAGAGCCCGCUGCAUCUGAAAAUUCAGAUAGCAGCAGCGAGGAGGAAGAUCACCUCGAAGAGACCGAACCAUGUGCAGAAAAUCAGCAUGCUGAAUUGCCACUCAAUGCACUUUGUGGCGCACCAAAACCAUCUACAAUGAGGCUCAUGGCGUGGAUCGGCAAGCAUGAGGUCUCCUUGUUAGUGGACAGCGAUUCUUCUCACAAUUUCAUCAACUCAGCAAUCGUACGAAAGGUUGGACUCAAAGGUACAUCGGUUUCACCGUUUGAAGUCAAAAUUGCUAGUGGUGAAAAAUUGCUAUGUGCUGAAAUUGUUAAUAAUGUAAAGAUGAAUGUACAAGGGGUGAGAGUUAAAGCCGACCUACAUGUACUUCAAUUAGUCGGCUUAGACAUUGUAUUGGGAAAUGCAUGGUUACGUAGUCUAGGCCGGGUGGUGACCGACUUCGACGCAAUGACCAUGGAGUUUAAACUCGGUGGCAGAAAGAGGACAUGGACGGCCUUGAGCAGCAAGGAAGUACGGCCUUGCGAGGCCAACAUGAUAGAAAAACUUUGCAAAGGAGGGGCUAGCUGCUUUGCCGUUGUUAUGGCUAGCCCGAACCAAGAAGGACCUCUCCAAGAUGAUGCAGAAAUCCAGCAGCAGCAGCAAGCACUUGAGGGGCUGCCACCACCAAUCCGGAGGGUGUUAGAGGCUCAUCAAAGUGUCCUCCAGAAGCCUACUUCCCUCCCACCACAACGAGACUUUGAUCAUCCAAUUCGGAUGAAAGAUGAAGCUGCUGCAGUCAAUGUUCCACCAUACAAAAAGAAGGAUGGCUCAUGGAGAUUCUGCACCGACUAUCGAGCCCUUAACGAAGCAACCAUCAAAGACCGUUUUCCGAUCGCUACGGUGGACGAGAUGCUCGAUGAAUUGCAUGGUGCCAAGUUCUUCACCAAAUUGGACUUACGAGCCGGCUACUAUCAAAUCAGAAUGAAAGAGGAGGAUGUACACAAGACGGCCUUCAGGACACAUUUCGGCCACUACGAGUACUUGGUGAUGCCAUUCGGUCUAUGCAAUGCGCCAUCAACAUUCCAAGCGGCCAUGAACGAAAUUUUCAGACCCUACUUGCGAAGGUUUGUCUUAGUAUUUUUUGAUGACAUCUUGAUAUAUUCCAGAUCCAUGGACGAGCACCUUGAGCACUUGGAGAUUGUUCUACGCACCUUGGAGGAGCACCACUUUCACAUCAAGCCUUUAAAGUGUGCGUUCGUGCAAGCGGAGCUCGAGUAUUUAGGCCACAUAAUUUCAGCCGAAGGAGUUCGUGUAGAUCAGCGAAAAAUUCAGGCCAUGCUCGAUUGGCCAUGGCCGAAAGAUAUCACGGCCCUAAGAGGAUUUUUGGGGCUAACAGGCUACUACCGACGAUUCGUAAAGGAUUACGGGCUGAUUGCAAAGCCGCUGACCACCAUGCUGAAGAAAGGAGGUUUUAUGUGGACCAUUCAAGCACGCAAGGCAUUUGAAGACCUCAAGGAAGCCAUGACACAAACACCGGUACUUGCCUUGCUCGACUUUUCCAAACCGUUCGAGGUCUACACUGACGCUAGUGGCGAAGGUAUAGGUGCUGUUUUGGUGCAGGAACGACGACCCUUGGCCUUCAUUUCCAAAGCAUUAGGGCCAAGGAAGAAAGCUUGGAGCACCUACGCAAGAGAAUUGUUGGCAGUUGUACAUGCGGUGAAAGUUUGGAGACCAUACCUUCUCGGCUGA
Messenger RNA from Phoenix dactylifera (date palm), 3012 nucleotides. The record is from RefSeq and is a predicted model, not a curated record. NCBI's taxonomy places the organism in Eukaryota, Viridiplantae, Streptophyta, Magnoliopsida, Arecales, Arecaceae.